AUGACCAUGGCCGAGGCGGGCGCGGAUGCCGAGGCCGAGUGGACGCUGGCGCUGCGGCAGGUGUUCCAGGACGUGCAGCUGCAGGCGGUGGAGGUCAGCAGCUACGUGCGCAACCCGUCGGGCGCGGCCCACCAGCGCACGCUCGUGCCGGCGGUGCGGCGCCUGGGCGCGCUCUUCGCGGACGCGGUGCGCGACGGCAAGCGCGGCGUGGCGGAGGAAGCCUUCGCGCUGUUCCUGGAGGAGACGUGGCUGGCCGUGGCGCGCGUGCUGGCGGCGCCCAAGGCGUGCGACGUGGUGCUGCUGGCGGUCGCGUCCUUCGCGGGCGAGUUCCUGCGGCGCGCGAGCGCCAAGAGCAAGGAGCCGCGCGGCAAGGACGAGCUGCGCGCCGAGCUGCUCAAGCGCCUCAUGGACGCCACGGCCGCCGAGGACCGCGUCGUGCGGCUGCGCGCGUGCCACAUGCUGCAGGUCGUCGUCAACCGCCUCGAGUACAUCGAGGAGGAGCUGGCGGCGCAGCUGAGGAAGACGCUGCUGCGUCGGCUGAACGACAAGUUGACGUCCGUGAGGAUCCAGAGCGUCUAUGGCCUCAAGAAGCUGCAGGGGACGCCGGCCAAUGACGAAGAAGAAGAAGAGAAGGAGGAAGAAGAAGACGAAGUGACGCGCGAGCUGAGGAAGCUCAUGGUGUCCGACCCGUCCAAGGACGUGCGCAAGGCGGCGCUGCUGAGCCUGACCUUGAGCAAGAAGCUGUACCAGGACCUGCUCGUGCGCAUCCGCGACGCGAGCGAAGACGUGCGCCACGCGGCGUUCCGCACGAUCGGCAGCUCCGUCCCGCUGGCGGACAUCCCGAUGAGUGACCGCGCGCAGCUGCUGGACCAAGGCCUGCAGGACCGCGCGCCGCGCGUGAAGAGGGCGUGCGAGCACAUGGUGCUCAAGAAGUGGUUCCCGGAGUGCGAGUCGUCGCCGGUGCUGCUGCUGCAAGCCUUGGACAUUGAGCAGUACCCGGAGAUCGGCUCGAAGGUGUCGCGCCUGCUGCUGAAGCACUUCUCGGAGCAGCCCCGAGCGAUGCUGGAGAAGGAGGGCGUCGUGGAGUUCAACGCGCUGGAGCUCAUGUCGGAGAACAGCGACGGGUUCAGCGCUGAAGGCGUUUUCUUCUGGAGAGAGCAGUGCUACUACUACCAGAAGAUCGACAACAACCCGGACAAGUCGGCGAUGCUACUGCCCAACGUUUCGGACUUCAGCAAGAUGCUGGUGGAGACGUGUAAGGCUAAGAGUGACGUCCUCUUCAUUGCGCAGCAGCUACUGGAGCUUGGACACUUGCUCGACUUCCAAGACGAGUUUGGACGGCGCAACCUGCUGGGUUCCCUUCAAAAACUCCUGCGUGAGCUAGAGACGGAUAGCCAGCUGAUUAAAGGGAUCAUGGAGUUGAUGGCCUUUGUAUACUCUGGAAGCUCGGAACAGGAGUUCAUCCAGGUUGUCGCCGAAAUCGUGUCCGACAUGUACGACCCUGUCGAGGCAGGAAACGUUGAGAUUUCGUUGUCGCAGCCCGAAGACUCGGAGAUCUCGUCGUCGCAACCAAAAUCGGCCGAUGAUGAAGCGCCAGCUGUCGACUUUGGCCCUCAGUUGAAAAAGUUAAGUGACGAGGAGCGCGAAGAAGCUGAGGAUCGGUUCGAAGAGCUGGAAAAGCGUCUUGAGAAGCUCGAGUUUGAUUCGGAAGAGUACAACAAGGUCCAAGCGGAAAUGGUGGAAUUGGAGACGCUCCUGCAGGACCCGAAAGUGCUGAGCUGGCUUCGAUGCCUUGAGAUCGUGGCUCAGCUCCUCAAGCUCACGUCGCACAACCUAAGCGACCCCGUUGUCGAAGGAAUGGGUCGCUAUAUCUUGCCUGCAAUCGACAGUGAUGUUCCUGCAUUGCGCGAAGCUGGUCUGGAGAACCUCGGGCUGUUCUGUUUGCUUGACAAGCGCCUCGCUGAGCGCUACUUGAUUGUUUUCUGGCGUGCGCUGAACAACCCAGAAGAAGAGAGCGAGGUCAAGCACACGUGCGUGCAGUCCAUCCUGGACAUGGCGUUUAGUUUUUUGAAUCUGCAGCCGCAUAUUUUCGGGACAAAGCAAACUGAGGAUGGUGGUGAAGCUAAAGAAGAUAAAGACGAAGAGGCUAAGGAGAGCAGCGGCCAGGACGAAGUCGAUGCCGACAGCAUUGCAGACCAGGACGUGGAUAUGGAGAAGGACGCGGAGCCUGAGCCUCCUGCAGCCCCUGAGAAGCUCGAUAUGGACACCAUCUUCAUCGGUCUGGGCCAGUUGAUCGCCGUCGAUGAUUUGGAUCUGCAGAGUACGAUUGUGGAAGGGUUCUGCAGGCUGUUCAUGUUGAACCGGAUUGAUAACAUCACCGUGUUGGCCAUCCUGCUCGAGACUUACUUCAGCCCAAAGCUUCAGAAGGUGCAGAAACUCGGCGAGCAUGGGUUCCAGUCACGCUCGCUUCAGCUGCUUAGCAUCUUCUUCCCUGCCUUUGUCAUGGCGACUGCGGCGAACUGCAUGCUGUUGGAGGAAGCUGCUACGCAUUUGAUCCAGAAGUCUAUGGAGAAGCUGGAGAUGGAGACGGACAGUGAGAGUGAAGCCAUGCUCGAUUUGGGUGCUUGCUCCAAGUACGUUAUGCAUCUGCUGAGCCACAACGAGCAAGAGGAAGAGGCCGCGAUCGAUUCGGUGAAGCCGGCGAGGAAGAAGCGCUCGAAGAAGCCAGAGCGGCGCCGCUGCGCUCACCACAACCGGAUCGGCAUCACGAUCUGCCUGGAGAUGCUGGCGCUGGAAAAGGUGGCUGCAAUGGACGAUAUUCACUCGGACGUGGUGAUUCGGCGACAGAAAGCUCUGCUAAAGAUGAUUGCGUGGGUGGAGGUCACGCUCGAUGAGAAGCGAUCUGCUGCGCUGUUCAAGUUCCUGCUGGAAGAGAUCUCUUCGAAGUGCUUCAGCUCUCAGAGAGGACUGCUUCGCAGCGCAGAGGCAGUGCUUAAGCGCACGUCGGCAAGCUUCAAUGAGCAAAGCACCGACGAAGGUGAUAAUGAGCAGCAGGCGUCCGCUGUGGAGCAAGAUCAGACAUGGGCCCAAGGUCUUGUUAAAGAGCGAGAGGAGGUGCUCCACAAGGUGCUGCUGACGGCGAGUGCGGACCACGAGAAGUGGCUGAAGCAGCAAGAGAGGGAGAAGAAGGCUCAGAGACGGCGAACAGCGCGGUACGUUUCGUCUGGUUCGUCGGAUUCGAGCGACAGCGAGGAGAGUGAGGGAGACGAUGACGAACCGGCCGCUGCCCCGGCACGUCGUGAGCUUUCAUCUCGUCGUAGCAAGACGGCAGCUGUGAGUCGCAUGCACGAAAAGGAGGGCGAGUUCGAGGCGAAAAUCAAGCAGGCCCUUCAGGACGACGAUGCGGACGAAGAGGACGAAGAGGAGUACGACGAGGAGGACAGUGAAAGCGAGUCGGGCGAAGAAGAAGAGUCCGCGGCCGAGGAGGAUGAGGAGUCGGCGGCCGAGGAGGAAGAAUGA
Molecule: messenger RNA, 3519 nt
Organism: Phytophthora sojae
Lineage: Eukaryota; Oomycota; Peronosporomycetes; Peronosporales; Peronosporaceae
Exons: 3
Coding region: 1-3519 (1172 amino acids)
Biological process (GO): mitotic chromosome condensation
Cellular component (GO): condensed chromosome; condensin complex
Source: RefSeq, a predicted model, not a curated record